Molecule: messenger RNA, 1743 nt
Organism: Plasmodium knowlesi strain H
Lineage: Eukaryota; Apicomplexa; Aconoidasida; Haemosporida; Plasmodiidae
Exons: 1
Coding region: 1-1743 (580 amino acids)
Biological process (GO): maturation of SSU-rRNA from tricistronic rRNA transcript (SSU-rRNA, 5.8S rRNA, LSU-rRNA)
Cellular component (GO): 90S preribosome; nucleolus; small-subunit processome
Molecular function (GO): protein binding
Source: RefSeq, a predicted model, not a curated record
AUGAUAAAAUCGUUCAUAAACAACGGGAUUAAAAUCUACUCGUUAACAUCGGGGAGGGUGAGUCCCGAAAAUGGUGGCGUCGGUAGCGUGGGGAAAGGGAGUGGGAGGAAAAAGAAGAAUGAAUCAAUUGGGAAGAGCGAAAAUUCUGUGGAGAUCUUGCACGAUCUGGAAUUUUCACAAAAAAGUGAACAAGUGAAGAUAAGCGAUGAUGGGAGGUACAUCUGUAUCAGCGGGAUGUAUCCACCCCAAGUGGGGUUGUAUGACACGAAAGAAAUGUCUAUAAAACAUAGAAGACAUUUCGAUGAAGAGGUUGUAAAUUUUGAGUUCCUAACUAGUAAUUAUGAGAAACUAGCUUUUUUAUGUAAAAACAGACAUUUAGAAUUUCACAACGCAGCAGGAAAGUACUAUAAAAUGAGGAUUCCAAAGGAAGGGAGAAAUCUACUGUAUAAUAAGGAGAAUUCUAAUUUAUAUAUCUGUUCCUCUUUUGAUGAAAUAUAUGUUUUGAAUUUACACAAGGGUGGGUUUGAACACUCCAUGAGUACCAGAAAUGAGCACAACAAUUUUUUAUGUAGAAAUAUGCACCUUCCUAUUAUGGCUACAGGGGGGUCGACUGGAUUCUUGGAAAUUUGGGAUGAGCGCGUGAAGAAGAGUAUUUCUUGUUUGGAAAUUCAUGAAGGAGAGGAGCUGACAGCUGGGUGUUUUUCCGACAGUGGGUUGAAAUUGGGCGUCGGGACGGAAAAGGGUAUCGUGAAGAUGUAUGAUAUUCGGCACAGUAGGCCUCUCCUCGUGAAAGACCACUGCAACGAUUUGGCCAUUAAAAAGAUCGAGUUUGUAAACAUAGGAAAGAGUGGUGGGGGUAGCACAGUUUCAGUAGGAGGUGGGAAUGGAAUGUUCUCUAAUGACCGCUUCCUCCGCAGUGGAGAUUAUGGUCCCUCAGUCUCAGGUGGGAGUUCGUCAAACGAGUACGUCACAUCUGCAGAUGCCAACUGCAUCAAAAUAUACAGCGAAAGGGAUCCCAAUUUGUUGACUUUCCAUGUUAUGAAUAGGCAGAGUGAAAGUGGAAAGAGUAAAGGUGGAUCCAAAAAAACAAACGCUUUUAAGUUACUUGGGAAUGAUACCAUAAGUAUCAAUUCGUUUACCUUUUAUAAAAACUCAGGAUUAUGUUUCAUUCCUUGUGACAGUACCAAUGUAUCCCUUUACUUUAUUCCAUACAUUGGAAUUGCCCCCAAGUGGUGUAACUUUCUCGAUAACAUCACGGAAGAAUUGGAAGAAAGAGAAAAAUAUGAUAACAACAGGAAUGAUGGUGAUACACAGUAUGCCACAUCAAAUGAUCUUUUCGACGAUUACGUUUUUGUUUCGAAUGAGCAAGUGGAAAGGAUGAAUAUAAGUCAUCUGAGAGGAACGCCCAACUUAAUUUCCUACCUGCACGGGUACUACAUGCCAUCCAAAUUGUACACCGAUAUUAAGAGCGUUUUUGAGGCUGAUAAUUUGAACCAAGUGAAGAAGGCUAUUGUACAAAGGAGACUGGAGAAGAAACAACAGAUGCGAAUCCCUGAUAGAAGUGUUAUGGUGAACAGAGACUACGUCGAUAAACUACUUACCAGGGUGAACAAGAAAGUAGAUAAAAAACAGAAGGCUAUUGUGGAGGCCCAGGAGCUCUUGCAGGACGAGCGUUUCAGCAAGCUCUUUUACGAUCCCGAGUACAUGGUAGAGACGGUCGACUUAGGGGACAACCCAGGUUGA